Cryptomeria japonica (Japanese cedar) is the source of this 1749-nucleotide messenger RNA. Its product is annotated as pyridoxal reductase, chloroplastic. The record is from RefSeq and is a predicted model, not a curated record. Gene Ontology annotation, cellular component: cytoplasm. The transcript has 10 exons. Bases 78 to 1172 code for a protein of 364 amino acids. NCBI's taxonomy places the organism in Eukaryota, Viridiplantae, Streptophyta, Pinopsida, Cupressales, Cupressaceae.
CAAACCACAAGCUGCCGAAGGAUUACGUUUAAAAUAUUGUGAAUCAAAACUGGAGAUCGAAUCCCGGGGCGGACACGAUGGCGCUUGCCGUAACUAUGGCUACCAUUCCCACCUGUUUGAACGUCAAGGGUUCGAUUCCCUCAAAAUUACGAAUUCCUCGGCUCCUACCAGCAUACUGGCCUUGGGAAACUGUUAAGAUUGCCAAAUUGACUGUAUCGCCAAUGGGAUUUGGUACAUGGGCAUGGGGUAACCAGCUAUUAUGGGGAUAUCAGGAGUCAAUGGAUGAUGAACUGCAGGCUAUAUUUAAUUUGGCUGUUGACAAUGGCAUUAAUCUUUUUGAUACAGCUGAUUCCUAUGGAACGGGUAAAUUGAAUGGCCGCAGUGAACAGCUGCUUGGUAAAUUUAUCCAGGAAUUUCCAGGGCCUAAGAAACUGCGGAGUAACAUCAAUAUAGCCACAAAAUUUGCAGCAUAUCCCUGGCGCUUGACAUCUGGGCAGUUUGUACAAGCUUGCAAGUCUUCUUUAGGAAGGUUACAAAUUGAACAACUUGCAAUAGGUCAAUUGCACUGGAGCACUGCAAAUUAUGCUCCUUUACAGGAAAGGGCCCUAUGGAAUGGUCUUUCAGAAAUGUACGAGAAGGGUUUAGUGCGGGCUGUUGGAGUAAGCAACUAUGGGCCACAGCAGCUGAUUAAAAUUUAUGAAUAUCUUAAAUCCAGAGGGGUUCCUUUAAGUUCUGCACAGGUGCAAUUUUCCUUAUUGAGUAUGGAUAAAGAUCAAAUGGAACUAAAGAGUUUAUGUGAUUCACUUGGGAUACAACUUAUAGCAUACAGCCCUCUUGGGUUGGGUAUGCUUACAGGAAAGUAUUCAACUUCCAGACUUCCACAAGGACCCCGCCGCAUACUCUUUGGCCAAAUUUUGCCAGGCCUGGAACCUUUGCUAGUGUCUUUAAGAGAUAUUGCAAACAAGAGACGUAGAACAGUUUCACAGGUUGCAAUAAACUGGUGUAUUUGCAAAGGAACAAUUCCCAUUCCUGGAGUAAAGUCACUGAAACAAGCACAAGAAAAUUUGGGUGCACUUGGUUGGCGCCUUAGUUCAGAAGAAAUUUUUGAAUUGGAAAGUGCAGCACGUGAGUCUCCCCGCAAAAUGGUCCAAAAUAUUUUCCAGACAAGAUGAUGCAGUGAGCUACUCUUGUUCAUGCGAUUUGUAGAACUUUUUGGAGAAAAUUGUGUAGCAAUUUCAUACAAAUUGCAUUAUAUAGAUUAUGAUCCUAGUGCUCCUACUCUUGUUCACGCUUUCUUACAACUUAUUGGUCAGCACUGAGGGUUGUAAUUUUUACUUAAAGAGUAGAAAAACAUAUUGCUACCUUUUUAUGGUUAGAAGAUUUGGAGUCAUAUCUUAGUCAUUGAAAAUCAAGUGAAUUAUUUGCCUAGUGCGUCUGGAUUGGAGUUGCUGUGAGUUUUGUGCAGCUCUUGAUCUUGUUCUUCAUAUAGUACUAUCCAAAGAUUGAUACCAUUGCAACAUCUAUUCAGCAUUAUGUAAGAAAUUGUAUGAACAUUGAAAACUAUUUAUUAGUUAACAAAUUUUAAAAGUUUUCUUAUUUUUUAAUCCAGGUCUUGCUCAUGUCAAGGCAUUCUUUCCCAUAUUUAGGAAGACUGGUAAGAUACUGAGCCUGAUUCAAUGAUAAAACAUGUUUCCACAAGGUCUUAUUCACAAAUAUGUCUUAAAUCUGAAAUUUUGGUCUUAUAUUUUU